Messenger RNA from Sus scrofa (pig), 2066 nucleotides. RefSeq names its product iron-sulfur cluster assembly factor IBA57 (gene IBA57). Gene Ontology annotation, cellular component: mitochondrial matrix. The record is from RefSeq and is marked validated. Gene Ontology annotation, molecular function: protein binding. NCBI's taxonomy places the organism in Eukaryota, Metazoa, Chordata, Mammalia, Artiodactyla, Suidae. Gene Ontology annotation, biological process: iron-sulfur cluster assembly.
UCGUCCGCCUACAGCAGGUACUGUGGCGCCUGCCCGCGCCGCCGCACGGAGCCCCUUCCCGCCGCCUCGCUCCUCCCCAAGAUGGCGGCUGCGGCGCUGCUCCGGGGCGCGGCUUCAGGGCGCAGCGGCCUAGCCUGGCACUGGAGGCUGCGCGCGGCCCCGAGGCGCCGCCUGGCUCAAGGUUCCUGCUCUCAGAGUGGUGACCCCGCGGGCGGUACGGCCUGGGCCUACUUCCUGCUGGGCGAGCGCGCCCUGGUACGCGUGCGCGGGCCGGACUCGGCGCCCUUUCUCCUGGGUCUGCUGACCAAUGAGUUGCCGCUUCCGGGUCCCGCUUCGGCCGUGGCGCGCGCGGGCUACGCCCACUUUCUUAACGUCCAGGGACGCACACUCUAUGACGUCAUUCUCUACGGGCUUCCUGAGCACUCCGAUGAGCAGCCUACCUUCCUCCUGGAGUGUGACAGCUCAGUGCUGGAUGCGCUGCAGAGGCACCUGGUGCUGCACAGGAUCCGGCGGAAAGUCACGGUGGAGCCAUGCCCUGAGCUACGUGUGUGGGCUGUGCUGCCCUGUGCCCCUGAGGAGGCUGGCAGGUCUGUGCCCCUGCAGGAGAAGGCCCAGUGCACCACCAUCCUCACCCGUGAUCCCCGGACUGCCCGCAUGGGCUGGCGGCUUCUCUCCCAGGAUGAGGGCUCUGCCCUGGUGCCCGGGGGCCGACCUGGGGACCUCCAGGAUUAUCACCGACACCGGUACCAGCAAGGUGUUCCCGAAGGGGUCCACGACCUGCCCCCAGGAGUGGCCCUACCUCUGGAGUCCAACCUGGCCUUCAUGAAUGGCAUCAGCUUCACCAAGGGUUGCUACAUUGGCCAGGAACUGACGGCCCGCACCCACCAUACAGGUGUCAUCCGAAAACGCCUCUUCCCAGUACAGCUCUCAGGCCGCCUCCCUGUGGGCAGCAUUGCUCCUGGCACCUCUGUGCUCACUGAGUCCGGGCAGGCAGCUGGCAAGUAUAGGGCAGGCCUGGGGGAUGUGGGGCUGGCUCUGUUGCGGACUGAGAAAAUCAAGGGUCCUCUCCACAUCAGAACCUCUGAGAGUGGCCUGGUAGCUCUAACUGCAUCUGUGCCAGACUGGUGGCCCACAGCCACCAAGUAGCCCUAGGUGUUCCUGCACUCCUGCACAGGGCCUCUGUCCAUGUGCACUCUGUAAGCUGGCCUCCACUUCCCAGGGUGACCCAGUUGAACAGACACAUUUUGGAGGGUCCCAAGUGUAUAUGGGCUUCCCAGGGCUGUAGGCAUGGAGGGGCAAGCUACUGCAACCCAGGUGUCUUCAGCCCAUCGUGCUUCCUAUGGAGGGUUCAAAGCAUGGGAGUCCCUCCACCCUGGAGGCUCUGUGGCUGAAGCAUCUGGAGCCCCAGCUUCCAUCAGACCCUGGAUGAGAUUCCAGACCAUAUAGGUCUGGAGGUUGUUCAUCCAUCAGCCAAAGAGUGGAUGACUAGGAUGCCUCUGGCCUGCUCACACCCCUCUGAGCCUGCUUAGGUGGGCCUGGGAAAGAGGCAUCUCAGUGUCCGAGGGGCUCAAGAGGUGAGUGGGCUCUGGGAAUUGUCUUACUGUGUUGGCUUGAGGGCAUGUCUCAGGGUGGGAAUCUUGUGGGGCCAGGUGGCGUGAUGUCUGCCAGUGGAGGCACAUGCACCACUCAACCCUCCUGAGUCCUCCCACGUGUACCUCUGUGUUCAAGAGCACCAGCUGGGGGAGCCCCAAUACAAUUUCAUGCCAGGGUAGCAGAUCACUUCUGGCUCUAUGGUGGCAUUGGCAGCCCCCACUUAAUUCCUGUAGCCCUCAUGAGCCUGGGGUGGAGUUAGGUGCACGACAGGACCCAGGGUGCAGAGAGGAGCCUCUGCUUGGUUUACUUGCUACUGUUUUCUGAUGUAGUCAUGUCUUCACAUUAAGGGGAUGACUCUCUUACCACCUUUAAAACCACUGACUUUUGUUUUCCCUCAGCAAUGUGAAUCUCCUAGUUAUCGGGUGUCCCAACCCGAUGCUCCAAAGUGGCUAUUAAAGUGUGACCACAAUCGG